Mycetomoellerius zeteki is the source of this 8035-nucleotide messenger RNA. RefSeq lists its product as uncharacterized. Bases 137 to 7978 code for a protein of 2613 amino acids. NCBI's taxonomy places the organism in Eukaryota, Metazoa, Arthropoda, Insecta, Hymenoptera, Formicidae. The record is from RefSeq and is a predicted model, not a curated record. The transcript has 10 exons.
AUUAAAAAUUCAAUAUUUUAGAAAUAUAUAUAUCUACUGGAUAUCAGAAAAUGUAAACAUUAUAAGCUGUUGAUUAAAUGCAGUCUCCUAUGUUGCUUAUGUCGCUCAUUAAUUCAGAAUUAUAUAAAUAAAAAAUAUGGAGCUUAAGAAGGAAGCAGCAUUCGAUAUGAACAAAGAGAAAGCAAAAUCAUUCAAGGCGAAAAUAAAGCAGCUUGCUGAAUAUAAUGAGAUAGUUUCGGCCGAGACUAUCAGUGCGAUCGGAGAUGUUACGAAAGAUGUUACGAAAGAUAUGAUCAAGGAUGAUGCACCGAGCAGCGACGAGUUCGAUGAGGAUCUAGAAGAAGAAUAUCGGAACUUGAAUAACAUGCUCGAUUUACCGAACGAUACUUACUCUCUUACUAAAAUUACAGCGGAGUUACCAUUGUGCGUCAAGUAUGGUGUUCGUUCCGGCCUCAUUCACUCGAACAUGUCGUAUUUCUCACCAUUAUCUAGAGGUUAUCAGGGUGGCGCUAUAGCGAUUGCAGCCUUUGCCACGACCGCGAUUCACAAAUCUCGCUGUUGGAACGAAGCGGUGAUCGAUCAAAUCGUCGAGGACGGCGACACUUUUUAUUGCGAGUCCUACAAAGAUGUGAACACGGACGAUCGCCGAACAAUGACCAUCCUCGACUUGAAAAGGAAUCUUCUUCUUCAGAAAAAGUUUAAUGUGGAAGUUAAGAUUGAGGAUCCGGCAUACGCUGGAAAGUUUCGUUCGCGCAAUCCGACAGAGCUUCAUCUGGCGAAAGCAUUAGAACUAUUUUUCGAGCGACACAAUGCCGGGAUCCUGACAUCGCCGGUGCUCAAUAUAGCUAUCUGGAAAGAUUCGAAGUAUUACUAUGUAUUUGAUGGUCAGGCGCGACAAGAAAGUGGCGAGCCAGCAGUCGAUAGAGUCAGCGGAUCGGCCAAACUGUUUCUCGUGAAAGACUUGAUAGGAUUACUGUUUAUCAUUCUUGAGAAGAGUAACGUACGAAACGAACCCUUCGUAAUUUAUCCUAUAUUCAUCAGCAAUGUCGAAAUGAUUUUACCAGAAGAUGCCGAAGAGGCCGCAAAGAUACUUGAGAAGCCGCGGAGAAGACCGAGCGGUUAUAAAAUUUGCGAAAAAUACCGAGUUAUUGUACAGGGAUCUUAUCAUCUGACGCAUCCCGCCAUCCCAGAAGCUCUGCGAGGUAAAGGACAUCUGAUUAUAGCUGUAGCAGCUUUGAUAUAUUCUCGACUGAUCAAUGCUAACAAGUGGACGACCGCUUUAAUCAAUUUGAUUUUUAAUCAGGCCAAUAUCUAUCUAGUCGAUCUGGUCAGAGUUCUGGAGAAGAAACUCGACUAUAAAUUCGAGCUUUGCUUGGAUGAUUUAAUGAGCGAUGUUAUUCUCGGAGUGUAUUCCGCCAAGGUAAAGGUAGACGCGAAUGUAAUAUCGAGUCAAACGCAGAAGGGUAAGAGUUCUAUUGAGAACGGCUUAAAAGAGUUCUUUGAGACGCAGGAACUCGGAAUAGUCGAGAUCAAGAAGAUCUUUUACGCGAUCUGGAAGGAUGGUGACUCGUAUUAUUUCUUCGAUCCAUUUGCUUGUGACGACGAGGGUUUCAGGAUAGAUUACAGUGAUAGAGAACGCACGACACAUGAUACUACGAGAGAUGUUGCUUGCGUUACCAUGAAUAGCACCGUAAAUGACGUGAUGGAGAUAGUGCUGGAGAAUACUGGCAAUGAGGAAAGCGAUCCUUUCCUAAUACACGGAGUCAAGGUGCUUUAUGUUAAGACUGGAGUGACGCCAAGUGGGCCGUUCGAAAAAGUGAUUUAUCGAGAGAGUGGUACAAAUCGUAGACCGCGAGCGCCGCCGCCCCCGGUACCAAUGGAUACGACAAAAGUUGAUUUGAUCGAUGCGACGCCACGCUUACGACCAGAGUCACGUAAAUUUGCAGAAGUGUCUAUUCAAUAUCCAGAACUUAUGCAGGAUAUAGAUCAAUACAUGAUGGGGGUUGAUGAGCCAGUAACUUAUACAAUUGAGAAUGGAAAAAUUGAGAAAAUAAAGAAAAUAGAAGAAGAGGGAAAAGAGAAGGAGAAGGAGGAGGAGGAGGAGGAGGAAGAAGAAGAAAAAGAAGAAGAGGAGGAGGAAGACGACGAGGAGGAAGUAAAAGAAGAGGACGAGAAAGAAGAAGAUGUAAUAGGCUCUAUCAGAGGAUAUAAUCUGAUAAACGAUCACUGUCUUAUCGUUCGUGGUAGCUUGACUUGUAUGAGCGGCACGUAUGAUCUGCGAUCACAAGGUAGACAGGGAUUAAUAAUCGCUUUGACUGCGUUGGCAUAUAGGAAGUUAAAGGAUCCGACGCGCUGGCGAUGUUUAGACGUAGAUCAAAUUCUUAACAUAGGCAACAAGGCUUAUAAACAAGUUAUAAGGUGGAUUCAACAAGGCCGACCUGAAAUAAAAGAAGUGAAAGUGGUAGAAAAGAAAUUGAAAGAAGAAGAGGAAGAGGAGGAAGAAGAGGAGGAAGAAGAGGAAGAAGAAGAGGCUGAAGAAGAAGAAGAGGAAGAGGAAGAAGAAGAGGAAGAAGAGGAAGAAGAAGAAGAAGAAAAAGCUGUUAUUCGAAAAGUAGCACGUGCUCCUAGUCAUUUGGAUAUCUCUCUCUUACCUCCUAGAUUGAAGCUAGCUGAGAACGAUGUUUUUUUUAAAACGAAAAUGAACGUCGCUAAUGGCGACGCAAAUCCUUUGGCUAAUCUCGCGGAGGCUCUUGAGCGUUACUUUGAACGGUAUCCUGAAGUGAUAUUGGAAAACAAUAGAUUGAUGUAUGCCAUUUGGAAGGAGGAUGAAAAAUUCUUCCUCUUUAAUCCUUAUGGUAGCGAUGAAGAGGGAUGGCGUCAUUGGCAAUAUUCAGCUGGCUUUAAUGUAACGGAUCGUUUCAAUGAGUUGAUCAAAUUGCUUUAUGGCAUCUUAGAAUACCACGAUUCGCGUUUCUCACUUCAUUUCGUAGCUCUGGACGCUAUAGAACCAGGAAAGUACAGGUCAUCUGUGGAAAUCGUAAUACCGGAUGAGAAAACAGAAAAAUUCCAAACAAAGUUUCUUCCAAUUACUGAUGAUGAUUUACUAGAACUUGAAGAGAAGAAAUUGGAUGUUGAUAUAGAAGUGACAAAAGAAUUUGUUGAUAAAAAGGAUGUAGUAGAAGAGGAGAAAGAAGAAGAAGAAGAGGAGGAGGAGGAGGAGGAGGAGGAAGAGGAGGAGGAGGAGGAAGAGGAAGAGAAGGAGGAAGAAGAAGAGGAGGAAGAGGAAAAGGAAAAACAUAUAAUAGAACAAAAAGAAUUUGAUGAAUUUAGGGAAAAAGAUCCUACAAAAUUAAUCGAAGAAUCCGUGCAGCCUGAUGCACCUUACCGCCUAAACUUGGCUCUCUUGACUUCCACAGUGAAGAUCCAAGAUCCGACUGAAGAAGAGUUGAAGAGCUUGCCCGAAGAGAUAAUAAUGGAAAAGAUGAAGUACGAUCAUCCACCGCCAUAUGUGAUGCCGCCAAGGGGAACGCUUCGUGUUUUGCUGGAAGCAAAAUCAGCCAACAAGUCGAUCCCAUCUCUCGUAUCGAGAUUCUCGAUCGACUCGAGAUUGGAAAUUAAGAAGGGUGAUGUUCCUAUGGACUCUAUAUUAACCACGAUCGUGCCGUUGCUUCGGGACACGAAACCUUCAAAGAUGAUUAAGCUAUCUCUCAGGAAGUACUUGUACUCGAGAUUGCCGCCUAUCCGUAUGGUGCCUUUAAGAGCUAUCGACGAGAGUUACAUCCAGGACAAAGAAAUUGAUAAAGCAAUUGACGAGAGAUAUCUUGGGCGAGAAAAGCUGGAAAAAAAAGAAGAUAAGACACUAGGGAAAUUGCCGAGAGUGUCUUAUGUGAGACCAGAACUGAUACCUCGUGGACCGAUAAUUAAAACUCCCGUUUUAGUGAUAAAGCAUCUAACAUAUCCUGAUGAGCGAAAGAAAGUGUUGAAAACUGAGGAAGUAGCACCUACUAUCAAAGAGACUAUCACCGAUGCGGAACAACUUCUAUUCAAGUUAAAAUUUCUGAAAUUUCAAUUUGAUGUGCCUCUGCAGCCAUUAGACAAGAAAAAUGAUGUUAAGACGAAAAAAACGAAGAUGAUAAUUAAUGCGAAAUACUUCGAUAAGAAACCAUUGGUCAAGAAAAAUGAUGAUAAGAUAAAAGAGAAAAAGAAAAUGCUAAUUAAAGCGGAAUACAUCAAUAAGAAACCAUUAAACAAGAAAAAUGAUAAGAAAGUAGACUCUUCGUCACCGGAAAUUAUUGGUUUCAAAGUUGUGGAUGAAGAUGCAGAGAUAAUACGAGGCAACCACAGUUUGUCGGAUCGUACAAGAAUUGAACCUUCUCACUUCAAACCUUGCUUUAUUUCGGCUAUAUUAUGCAUUUUGGCCAAAAACAUGCUAAAUGUAGAUCGCUUUUGUGACAGUAUUCUAGAUUAUUUGAUCUUUUCCGCCAGUAAUAUCGAUCAACAAAUCGGCAAACUGCGAUACAAUGGAUAUAGAACAUUUGAUAAAAUAAUCAUCCUGGAUACAAGUUUCAACAUUAUACUGAAGGAAAUCAUUUAUGCUAAUCCCGAGAGUACUCCAUCCGACGAGCUUGAUGCGGUAGUCGGUAAAUUUCUAGAAAACAAUCAAACUGGUACAUUGGUGUUAGCAAAUUGCGCCUACGCAUUUUGGACAGCGGAUGAUAAAUACUACCUGUUCGACCCUUAUUCUUGUGAUGAGAGGGGGAAGGCCAACGAGGAAGGCUACUGCUGUCUCAUGAGAUUUCGCAAUUUAAAAUCCAUGCUCGAUAGAAUUAAAGAAAACGCUGGUGAAACUGUGAGAAAACCUUUCCGUAUCUAUACCGUAUCAGUCACUUACGCAGAAAUGAAAAGACGGAAACGAAGGAAAGAUAUCAAGCGUCGCCCGAAGCUAGAAGAGGUGACGAAAGAGUUGAUUCUUAGCGAAGAAAAACGGGAUGUAUCAACGCCAACAGUCAAGUCGGAAGUGUCUCUGAUCGAAUUAACCGAGUGGGUUACGGCAGGUCCAGAACUAGAUCCACGUUGUGACGUCGCGGUGACCGGUUUUACGCCGAUGCGGCAUUAUGAAGCCUCGAUGCUCGAGGAAAUUGUUUUGGAGAAUGACAUUACGACGCCUACAUUGGCACCGUUCGAGCUGUUUCUAGAUAAUCAAGGUCUUAUAAAAAUGGCGAAUGUGAGAAAAAUACCAUCCGAGAGAAUAUUUCAUAACAACUCGUCCAUUCAGAUCCCAAUCGAUCUUUGUAUCAUGGCGUGGUCGUUGAUUCAUGAUCCAGCCUCUUGGUCGGAACGUACCAUUGACGGCUUAAUCGAGGCUGCCACCGAUUACGCCUACGACAGCGUAUUGGCUAACGAGGACACUUCCGUGAGUGAUAUGACCGACGCAGUGCUGCCGGAAUUCGAAAUAGCGAAUUACGUGUUUCGAGUGGUAUUUGCGCCGCUACACUACGGAUUUUUGUAUGCCACGGAGGGAUGGAAUCUCGCGAUGACCCUCGAGAAAAUAUUCGAAACAAUGAUCUACACUGGCGCGAUCAUCGUCUGCCAUUCCGCUCACAUAGGUGUUUCGAAAUGCGGCAAGAAUUACUUUGCCUGGUGGACAGUCACAGGGACGAAAAAUCUGAGAAUGAUUGCGACCAGCAGCUUUGACGAGUUUCUUAAGAUGAUCGUUAAAGUGAUCAACAUGCCGCAGACGAUUGCAUUUACUGUAAGAGCGAUCACUAUAUCCCACGCUCUGAAAAUGGCACCAGAUUUCAGCGAUGUCAAAGGUCUUCAUGAGCCGAGGGUAACGACGGCGUCUCUACCAGAGAUCUAUCGGAAAGAGCUUCAGGACUCUUACGACGUCAAAGCGAUCUUCAAACCAAUCGAUCCCGCACAGAAACCAAUCUUCAUACUUGGAACGGUAGCUCUUCGCAAUCGCGACAGUCUACUGGAGCCACUGAUUAAACGUUGCUAUUUCAUCGCGUUACUGGCUGUUGUGAUAAAGAGAGAUAUUGUUCAGUCCCCACUUCCUGGUAUGAUCGACAGAAUUCUCGAAGUGGCGGAAAGUUUGUACAGAGGAUUCCCUGCCGAGCCGAAAUUUCAUACGGAGCAUAUCUUGCGAAAUGUUCCGCUGAUGAACAGGUUCUUUGAUCUUCGUGAUUGCGCGUUACCACUGGUUGUGUUGACGACGAAUUCUCAGACUGGCAGAAAUGAUUUUUACGUGCAAGUGAAACACCAUCUGAAACGUUAUUUUAAGAUGCAUACGAGUGGUAUACUGCACUUUACAAAUUGUUGUUACGGCUUUUGGUAUUCGAGAGCGACCAACUGCUAUUACUAUCUAGAUCCCUAUCAAUGCGAUACGGAUGGCAGAAAGACUUGUGCCAACGGCAACGCCUGUCUUUGCAUCUUUUCCUCCAUACGUCAAAUGGUGAAACAUAUGUGCCUUAAUCAGUACGAAGGCACGACUGGAUUCUUCCUCCACAGAAUUCACGUGAAUUCCAUCGAUGCGCCGUCGUUUGAUAAAUUUCAGGAAGAUCCAAUGUGGCUCUAUUUGGAUUAUCACUGGAACUUUACGCAUUCAAUUAUGAGAUCGCGUAAGAAAGCGAAGUACGGUGACAGGUCAAAGACCAAUCGGCGAUUUUGGAACAACUACGCGAUCGAGGUAAUCGGUCUAAUUUAUUCCAUCUGGGGCACGAUCGGCGCUUAUGAUUGUCGAUUCGGCGAACGAGCUGGAAAAAAUUGCAUCGCCAUAUGCGUAGCUGUCCUGGCUAUGCGAAAUCUUUGUCAUCCUUCGCGAUGGAGUCCGGCUAUUCUGGACUCGGCCGUUAUUUGCGGAGAUUCCUACUACACGGAAAGCCUGAAAAGUUUAAUGCAGAACUACUCGAAAUCUGACAACAGGUUCGGCUUGCAAACUUCCUUCAAGAUAUUUCCACACUCAUGGACCAUUGAUUUCGAUACGAGUAUAUGCGGGAUUCUGUAUAGCGGCGAUCAGAAUAACUUAACGUUAACUGACGCGUUGAACUUGGCCUUUGAAGAGGCGCGUAAUGUUAUCAUCGAGUGCAACAGGAUCGCUUUGGCAGCUUUGGCGACUAAAGAUGCUUAUUAUGUUGCCGAUCCUUGCUGGAUCGGUCCGCCGUUGUUCCCGAGAAAUCGCGGCGCGAUUUAUGUUCUACGUUGCAAAAAUAUGAACGUUCUAAUAUACGCGAUCACGAAGAUGUUUAAUACCAAUCAGAGACUUAAUGUGUAUGUCACGCCGUUGAGCCUCGCGUUCGACCGAGAAGAUUUCGAAGCGGAUUUAUGUACCACGAGAAGAAAGAUUCUGCCGACAUCUGUACAAAAAGUUCCGGGAAGAAUCGAAGACCCCGCCAUACCUAUUCCGGGAGCGGUCGUGGUACCCGACGAGGAUUCUUACUUACACAUAUAUCGUCAGCGCCUUGCCGAGGAUAUUGCUAGAGAUUCCCAGUUGGAGAGUUUACAACUUCGUUGUGCGGAAUGUGUACUGAAUCCCGAAAAUGCGAACAAUGCGCUCGUGAGCACCAAGUGGCGUAUGAAUCUCGGUCAAGCACGUUCCCGGAAAAGACCUAAGCUACCCUUAGAUUCUGUCGAGUCAAAGGAUGAUUUAUUGGAAUUUGAUUCUUUGACGGAUCCGUAUAAAACGCGAAUUUCCAUCACAAAUUUGAUUACCGCGAGCAAUCGUUAUCCAAGACCGAUAGACUUCACCAGUGAUGAGCCUCCACCUAGAAUAGAAUUGCUCAAAAAUGUCAGCGAACGUGGUUUCAUCAGGGAGCAAAGUCGUAUAGAUUUCAACAAAAGCGUCGCAGAAAUGUCUCAGGAAAACUAUGCUAGUUAUCAACAUCGUCUACCCAAAAAUGAAACAGCUCGAAUUAAAACUAAGAUUCCGAAUAUUUAUAGCGACUCAAGCAAUGUAACAACCGAUAUAGAACGUGAAUAAUCAAAAGCGACGUUAGAAUUUUAUGAUAAGAAGUUCAUUAAGAGUAUAAAUAGAAGU